Eruca vesicaria subsp. sativa (arugula) is the source of this 1918-nucleotide messenger RNA. Lineage: Eukaryota; Viridiplantae; Streptophyta; Magnoliopsida; Brassicales; Brassicaceae. The record is from the annotation of a GenBank genome assembly.
CCCAGUAGAGUAAUCAAAGGUCAGAGAUAGCAAUCAAAACGAGACCGUUUAGUUUCCGUAUGGUGGGAGACCAUUUAAACGACGCCACUGUCUUUAAACGACGCCAUUUCGAAGAUGGUCAACAAUGGUGGGAGAAGUUGGAAGCGCUGAACAAGGGAAGAGACUUCCUCGGGAUCUUAUUUAAUCCUCUAUAAACGGCGUCGUUGCAAGGUUAGGUGAGUUAAUGAAAAAGACAGAUCGGCGACGGGCCGUGUCUUCCAUUACUUUAUAAAUAUAACAUAUCUUCUCUCUCUCGCUCGUUCACAUGUCUUGAAAUUAUUCCGAGAGAUUUGGGGAAUCAAAAGAUAAGAUAAGACAUCCUUCAAAUAUCUUCCUCUCCUUGCAGCUUCUUCCUGUGAAUUACUCUUUCAUCCAAAAGAUUCAUCUAAAGAGUUAGAAGAAUCACAACAUGUUGGAGAAAGAGUUUUUCACCGAGUAUGGUGAAGCAAGCCAAUACCUGAUCCAAGAAGUUGUCGGAAAAGGAAGCUACGGUGUUGUUGCCUCUGCCGAAUGUCCACACACUGGCGGCAAAGUGGCGAUCAAGAAGAUGACUAAUGUCUUUGAGCAUGUCUCUGAUGCGAUACGGAUACUCAGGGAGAUUAAGCUGCUCAGGCUUCUUAAACAUCCUGAUAUCGUGGAGAUUAAACAUAUCAUGCUGCCUCCUUGUCGGAAGGAGUUCAAGGAUAUCUAUGUUGUCUUUGAGUUGAUGGAGUCGGAUCUUCACCAUGUCUUAAAGGUAAAUGAUGACCUCACUCCUCAGCAUCAUCAAUUCUUCUUGUACCAACUUCUUCGUGGCUUAAAAUUCAUGCACUCAGCGCAUGUUUUCCAUAGAGAUCUGAAGCCUAAAAACAUCCUCGCUAAUGCUGAUUGCAAAAUCAAGAUCUGUGAUUUAGGACUUGCUCGUGUCUCCUUCACUGAUUCCCCUUCUGCUGUUUUUUGGACUGACUAUGUUGCUACAAGAUGGUACCGUGCUCCAGAGCUUUGUGGUUCCUUCUAUUCCAACUACACGCCAGCGAUUGACAUGUGGAGCGUUGGCUGCAUAUUUGCGGAGAUGCUAACUGGGAAGCCCUUGUUUCCUGGCAAAAACGUUGUGCAUCAGCUUGAACUCGUCACGGAUCUGCUUGGAACACCUUCGCCGAUAACUCUAUCCAGGAUUCGGAAUGAGAAGGCUAGAAAGUAUUUGAGUAACAUGAGGCGAAAGGAACCUGUUCCUUUCACCCAUAAGUUUCCCAAUAUUGAUCCUGUGGCGUUGAAGUUGCUUCAGCGUUUAGUUGCUUUUGACCCAAAGGACCGUCCCUCUGCUGAAGAGGCAUUGGCUGAUCCGUAUUUUCAAGGAUUGGCAAAUGUGGACUACGAACCUUCAAGGCAACCUAUCUCGAAGCUCGAGUUUGAGUUUGAAAAGAGGAAGUUGACUAGGGAUGAUGUGAGAGAGCUCAUGUAUAGAGAGAUUUUGGAGUACCAUCCACAGAUGUUGCAAGAGUACUUACACGGGGAAGAGAACAUCAAUUCUCAUUUUAUGUACCCGAGCGGAGUUGACCAGUUCAAACAAGAGUUUGCAAGACUGGAAGAACAUGACGAUGAUGAGGAGGAACGUAACUCCCCACCAAUCCAGAGGAAGUACACUUCACUUCCAAGAGAACGGGUGUGCUCAUCAGAGGACGAGGGUGGUGAUUCGGUUCACGCCCACGCCCAACCGUCUUCGUCUUCAGUGGUGUUUACACCUCCACAUACUCCCAACACAGAGACUGGGUUAUCAUCAAAGAAGACAGCACAAGCAGAGAAAGCAGCAGCAACUCCGGUUAAACGGUCUGCUUGUCUAGUGAGGAGUGAUAGUAUCUGUGCUUCCAGAUGUGUCGGCGUCUCUUCUGCAGUGUCUUAG